AUGUUCAGUCUACCUUCAUUCACACAGAAAUUCACUUUCAAGAAUGUGAAUUUCUUGACAUCAUUCCGUCAACUUGGUAAAAUGGGUUAUUUACAACCAAAUGAAGGAUCCACUCAAAGUUAUAAAAGAUUGGGUCGUGGUGCUUCAUCAGGUAAAGGUAAAACUUCUGGACGUGGUCAAAAGGGUCAAAAAGCUAGAGGUAAAGUUCCUUGGUGGCUUGAAGGUGGUCAAACUCCAUAUUAUAAACGUUUCCCAAUGACUGGUUUUAGAAAUCCAAACAAGAGAGAAUUACAAGAACUUAAUUUAUUCAGAAUUCAAGAUUUUUGGAAUAAUGGAAGAAUUCCUUUGAAAGAAGGUGAAACUUUAACUAUGGAUGUUAUGGUUAAAUGUGGUCUUAUUACUAGAACUUUGAAAGAUGGUGUUAAGAUUUUAUCCAAUGGUUGUCAUUCAUAUAAUGUUCCUUUAAAUAUCGAAGCAUCAAAAGCUAGUGAAAAAGCAAUUGAAGCUAUUGAACAACUUGGUAACUCUUUUACUGCUAAACAUUUUAACAAAUUAGGUUUAAGAGUUCAUUUGAAUCCGGAAAAAUUUCUUUUGAAAUAUGGUUACGUUCCAUUAGAAGCCAGACCAUCUCAAAGAAAAGAUAUCGAAUACUAUUCUAACCCUGAAAAGAGAGGUUACUUGGAUAAAGAUAGAUCUAUUUUAUUUGAACCUUUGGAAAAAGCCCGUGCUCAAGGUGUUCAAAAGAAGCAAACCAAGGUCUUGUCUAAAUUUAAAUCUUUGGAAGAACAAUUGGAAGAAGCAAAGCUCCAAGAAAGUUCAGCAUAA
This is a messenger RNA of Candida tropicalis MYA-3404, 825 nucleotides long. RefSeq names its product mitochondrial 54S ribosomal protein uL15m (gene MRPL10). The transcript has a single exon. Gene Ontology annotation, molecular function: structural constituent of ribosome. The coding region runs from base 1 to 825 and encodes 274 amino acids. Gene Ontology annotation, cellular component: mitochondrial large ribosomal subunit. Gene Ontology annotation, biological process: translation. The record is from RefSeq and is a predicted model, not a curated record. Lineage: Eukaryota; Fungi; Ascomycota; Pichiomycetes; Serinales; Debaryomycetaceae.